AUCUGGCCAGGACGGUCUGUGUUGCAGAUUGCAGAAGCAUGAGAAGAUUCUGUAGCUGAGAGGCAUUCUUCACGCUGCUGGAAAAUAUUACAGAAGGAACACCUCCCAGAUUUUGCUUCAAGCUCUGAAAAAAGGAGCACGCAGGGGAAGCUUAGUCUUGCUUGCAGAUCGAAGCAAGUCCUGUGGGAGCCAUGAACUGGGCCUUGGUGCGCGGACUCCUGGCUCGGUCUUUCUAGGACUGUGUUUAUGUUGUUGGAAGUGGUGGGCCGAGAGGCCCUGAGACCGUCAGGUGCUGUCUGCAUGGAGAGGAGUGGCUGUAGUCCCUUUCCAGUGUGUUGGGCUAAAGAAUAUGACAGAUACCUGGCUUCUAGCAAAAUAAUGGCAGCUGCUUACCUUGACCCCAACCUGAAUCACACACCGAAUUCAAGUAACAGGACUCACCCGGGUCCCGGUGUGGAACGGUCCCCCGGGGCCAUGGAGCGAGUCUUAAAGGUCUUUCAUUAUUUUGAAAGCAACAGCGAGCCAGCCAGCUGGGCCAGUGUUAUCAGGCACGGAGACGCCACCGACGUCAGGGGCAUCAUUCAGAAGAUAGUGGACAGUCACAAAGUAAAGCACGUGGCCUGCUAUGGAUUUCGCCUCAGUCACCUGCGGUCAGAGGAGGUUCACUGGCUCCAUUUGGAUAUGGGUGUCUCCAAUGUGAGGGAGAAGUAUGAACUUGCACACCCACCAGAGGAGUGGAAAUAUGAAUUGAGAAUUCGUUAUUUGCCAAAAGGAUUUCUAAACCAGUUUACUGAAGACAAGCCAACUCUGAAUUUCUUCUAUCAACAGGUGAAAAGUGACUAUAUGUUAGAGAUCGCUGAUCAAGUGGACCAAGAUAUUGCUUUGAAGUUGGGCUGUCUAGAAAUACGGCGAUCGUACUGGGAGAUGCGGGGUAACGCCCUGGAGAAGAAGUCUAACUAUGAAGUAUUAGAAAAAGAUGUUGGUUUGAAGCGAUUUUUUCCUAGGAGUUUACUGGAUUCUGUCAAGGCCAAAACACUAAGAAAACUGAUCCAACAAACGUUUAGACAGUUUGCCAACCUUAACAGAGAAGAAAGUAUUUUGAAAUUCUUUGAGAUCCUCUCCCCAGUGUACAGAUUUGAUAAAGAAUGCUUCAAGUGUGCUCUUGGUUCAAGCUGGAUCAUUUCUGUGGAGCUGGCGAUUGGCCCGGAGGAGGGAAUCAGCUACCUCACGGACAAGGGCUGCAGUCCCACUCAUCUGGCCGACUUCAAUCAAGUGCAGACCAUUCAGUAUUCAAACAGCGAAGACAAGGACAGGAAAGGAACACUACAGCUGAAGAUAGCAGGUGCACCCGAGCCUCUGACCGUGACGGCGCCAUCCCUGACCAUCGCCGAGAACAUGGCCGACCUAAUCGACGGGUACUGCCGGCUGGUGAGCGGGGCCGCGCAGUCCUUCAUCGUCAGGCCCCAGAAAGAAGGUGAACGGGCUUUGCCAUCGAUACCAAAGCUGGCCAACAGCGAGAAGCAGGGCGUGCGGACCCACGCGGUCUCCGUGUCAGGAAGCAGUCACUGUCAACCUAAGGUUAAGAAAGCUAGGCGCUUCCUCCCUUUGGUCUUCUGUUCCCGUGAGCCUCCCUCUGCGGAUGAAAUUAGUGGGGACGAAACCGACGACUACGCUGAGAUCAUAGACGAAGAGGACACUUACACCAUGCCCUCCACCAGGGACUAUGAGAUUCAGAGAGAAAGAAUAGAACUCGGACGGUGUAUCGGAGAGGGCCAGUUCGGAGACGUGCACCAGGGCGCUUACACGAGCCCGGAGAACCCAGCUUUGGCGGUUGCAAUUAAAACAUGUAAAAACUGUACUUCAGACAGCGUGAGAGAGAAAUUCCUUCAAGAAGCCUUAACGAUGCGUCAGUUUGACCACCCUCACAUAGUGAAGCUGAUUGGCGUCAUCACGGAGAACCCCGUCUGGAUCAUCAUGGAGCUGUGCACGCUGGGAGAGCUGAGGUCGUUUCUGCAGGUGAGGAAGUACAGCUUGGAUCUAGCGUCUCUGAUCCUGUACGCCUACCAGCUUAGUACAGCCCUCGCGUAUCUAGAGAGCAAGAGGUUUGUGCACAGGGACAUUGCUGCUCGGAAUGUUCUGGUGUCUUCACAUGAUUGUGUGAAGUUAGGAGACUUUGGACUAUCCCGAUACAUGGAAGACAGUACUUACUACAAAGCUUCCAAAGGAAAAUUGCCUAUUAAAUGGAUGGCACCAGAGUCAAUCAACUUUCGACGUUUUACCUCAGCUAGUGACGUGUGGAUGUUUGGUGUGUGCAUGUGGGAGAUCCUGAUGCACGGCGUGAAGCCCUUCCAAGGAGUGAAGAACAAUGACGUAAUCGGGCGCAUCGAGAACGGGGAGAGGCUGCCGAUGCCUCCCAGCUGCCCUCCCACCCUCUACAGCCUCAUGACCAAGUGCUGGGCCUACGACCCCAGCAGGCGGCCCCGGUUCACGGAGCUCAAAGCUCAGCUCAGCACAAUCCUGGAGGAAGAGAAGGUGCAGCAAGAAGAGCGGAUGAGGAUGGAGUCCAGAAGACAGGUCACAGUGUCCUGGGACUCCGGAGGGUCCGACGAAGCGCCGCCCAAGCCCAGCAGACCUGGUUAUCCGAGCCCGAGGUCCAGUGAAGGAUUUUACCCCAGCCCGCAGCACGUGGUGCAAACCAAUCAUUACCAGGUCUCUGCCGUCCCUGCUUCACAUGGACUCACAGCCAUGGCUGGCAGCAUCUACCCAGGUCAGGCAUCCCUCUUGGACCAAACAGAUUCGUGGAAUCAUAGACCCCAGGAGAUAUCAAUGUGGCAGCCCAGCGUGGAGGACUCUGCGGCGCUGGACCUGCGAGGAAUUGGGCAGGUGUUGCCGACCCACCUGAUGGAGGAGCGGCUGAUCCGGCAGCAGCAGGAGAUGGAGGAGGAUCAGCGCUGGCUGGAGAAGGAGGAGCGGUUUCUGAAACCUGACGUGCGGCUCUCCCGAGGCAGCAUCGACAGGGAAGAUGGUCUUCAGGGCCCGACUGGAAACCAGCACAUCUAUCAGCCUGUGGGCAAACCAGACCCUGCAGCUCCGCCAAAGAAACCGCCGCGUCCCGGAGCCCCUGGCCACCUGGGCAGCCUCGCCAGUCUCGGCAGCCCCGGGGACAGUUACAACGAGGGGGUCAAGCCGUGGAGGCUUCAGCCCCAGGAGAUCAGCCCCCCUCCCACUGCCAACCUGGACCGGUCCAACGACAGGGUGUACGAGAACGUGACGGGCCUGGUGAGGGCGGUCAUCGAGAUGUCCAGCAAGAUCCAGCCAGCUCCGCCGGAGGAGUACGUCCCCAUGGUGAAGGAAGUCGGCCUGGCCCUGAGGACGUUGUUGGCCACCGUGGACGAGACCAUUCCUGCCCUGCCAGCCAGCACCCACCGUGAGAUCGAGAUGGCCCAGAAGCUGCUGAACUCUGACCUGGGCGAGCUCAUCAGCAAGAUGAAGCUGGCCCAGCAGUACGUCAUGACCAGCCUGCAGCAGGAGUACAAAAAGCAGAUGCUGACAGCCGCGCACGCCCUGGCCGUGGACGCCAAAAACCUGCUGGACGUCAUCGACCAGGCCAGACUGAAGGUGCUCGGCCAGACGAGGCCGCACUGAGUGCCCGGGCCUGCCCGGCGACACCCUCCCGCCCGGGUGCCAAGGACGUGCAGCGCCAGCUCUGGGUCUGGCGGCUGGGUGACUCUUCGCCCUCGUACAGUUUAACUGCAUUUUGAUUUGGGUUCAGCUUUUGUUUUGGUUCUUUAAUCAUGGUGUUCAGAAAAGCCCGGGAUCCAAAAUGUGGCAUUUUUCUGAGGAUAAAAGUUGUACGUGAGAAGUUUUGAGAAUCGUGAAGAAGAGAGUUUGUUCACAUUAGGAUAUGCUUUCAUGGAAAUGGCCACGGCGGUGAUGCGGUGAUUCCUGAACCAGCCUGGCUGCAUUUUGGAAGGAGAGGAGGAAGUGGAGAAUUCCAGGAAACCCACAGGGCUGAGAAUUCUUUGCCUCCGACAGAUUCACUGUCCAGACAGGGGUGUUUGUUGUUAGAACUUUCUUCAGUUGCAAGAUGCUAAUACCACUUUACAAAGGAAGAAUAUAAAAGCUAUAUUUUGAAGACUUAAGUCGUUUCAAAGAAAACCAGCCCCUUCCUGCCGUUUACCUCCGUGUGGGUCCGUGGGGCAUCUGGUCGGAAACUAGCCGUAGAACGCACUAAAAACUUCUGUCUUUCUUCACCAGAACGACGUGCCAGUUUUUUGUAGCAAUGCCGUUUCUCCUGGAAGAAUGCUUUGUACCAGAGCACCUCCAGCUGCAUCGAGAAGACGUUCUGGAACCAUCCCUGUUCUCCAUUUUUAUAUAAUUUAUAAAGAAAGAUUAAAGCCAUGUUGACUAUUUUACAGCCACUGGAGUUAACUAACCUUUCAUUGUGUCUCUUCCCAGGAGAGAAUUGAGCAAAGCAGAGAUUUGGUUUCCUUUUGAUGUCCAGUUUUACCAUCCAUUCUGUUAAAGUCUUUUGAAAAAUAUACCUUCCCUUUAGUUCGUUGGGGGAUGUAAAUUAUUCUCAGGAAGAAUAUAAUGAACUGUACAGUUACUGUGACCUAGUAAAAAGGUGUUACCAGUA
Camelus dromedarius (Arabian camel) is the source of this 4639-nucleotide messenger RNA. RefSeq names its product protein tyrosine kinase 2 (gene PTK2). Gene Ontology annotation, molecular function: protein tyrosine kinase activity; ATP binding. Gene Ontology annotation, biological process: protein phosphorylation; signal complex assembly. The transcript is spliced from 34 exons. Lineage: Eukaryota; Metazoa; Chordata; Mammalia; Artiodactyla; Camelidae. The record is from RefSeq and is a predicted model, not a curated record. Bases 247 to 3645 code for a protein of 1132 amino acids. Gene Ontology annotation, cellular component: cytoskeleton; focal adhesion.